AUGAUUUCAUUCACUCAGAUAUUUAUUGAAGAUGAAUUCUUCCUUUCAAUACCAUUGACAAAUGCUGAUGAGAGUCUAGACUCGAGACUACAACUGAAGUACUCUUCAAUGCUUUCUGUAACGAAACUGAAUAUGAUUACUUUAUGUCAGUUUUCACAAAUUGAAGAUUCUUCGAGUAAUUCUGUGGAAAAUGUGUGUGAAGUAACAAAAUAA
This is a messenger RNA of Clunio marinus, 213 nucleotides long. The record is from the annotation of a GenBank genome assembly. NCBI's taxonomy places the organism in Eukaryota, Metazoa, Arthropoda, Insecta, Diptera, Chironomidae.